CGUUCUCUUCUUCUUUCCAUCAAACUUCCUUCCUCCUUCCUUCCUGCAAUUCCUCCAUUGACCCAUAGACACCAUCUCCAAUCAAUCAUAUUAUAUAUAGUCAUAUUUGAUAAUCUUGUGUAAAUUAGGUUUUUACUAAAUCUAGCAAUAAUGGUUGAUGCUAAUAUGAGUGGUGCUCAAUUCCCUGAUUUUCCUAAAAUUGUUACUCAUGGUGGACAAUAUGUUCAGUAUGACAUUUUUGGUAAUUACUUUGAGAUUACCAACAAGUAUAGACCUCCUAUCAUGCCUAUUGGCCGUGGCGCUUAUGGAAUCGUCUGCUCUGUGUUUAAUGCAGAGCUGAAUGAGAUGGUUGCAGUUAAGAAAAUCGCCAAUGCUUUUGAUAAUUACAUGGAUGCUAAGAGGACGCUCCGUGAAAUUAAGCUUCUUCGCCAUUUAGACCAUGAAAAUGUCAUUGGUUUAAGAGAUGUGAUUCCUCCGCCCUUACGAAGGGAGUUUUCUGAUGUAUACAUUGCUACUGAACUCAUGGAUACUGAUCUUCACCAAAUAAUUCGAUCGAACCAAGGUUUAUCAGAGGAUCAUUGCCAGUACUUCAUGUAUCAGCUUCUCCGUGGGCUAAAGUACAUACAUUCAGCGCAUGUUAUUCAUAGAGAUCUCAAACCAAGUAACCUCUUGCUAAAUGCAAAUUGUGAUCUUAAGAUAUGUGAUUUUGGUCUUGCAAGGCCAAACCUAGAGAACGAGAAUAUGACAGAAUAUGUAGUAACCAGAUGGUACAGGGCACCGGAGCUUUUGUUGAACUCUUCAGAUUACACUGCUGCCAUAGAUGUUUGGUCUGUGGGUUGCAUCUUCAUGGAGCUUAUGAAUAGAAAACCUUUGUUUGCUGGAAAAGAUCAUGUACAUCAAAUACGCUUGCUAACUGAGCUUCUUGGCACUCCUACAGAAUCUGAUCUUAGCUUCCUCCGAAAUGAAGAUGCAAAAAGAUAUGUCAGGCAACUCCCACAACAUCCACGCCAGCAGUUAGCAACAGUAUUCCCUCAUGUAAAUCCAUUAGCCAUUGAUCUUGUAGAUAAGAUGUUGACACUCGACCCUACUAGAAGAAUUACAGUUGAGGAAGCAUUAGCUCAUCCAUACCUCGCAAAGCUCCAUGAUGCCGCUGAUGAACCAGUCUGCCCCGUCCCGUUCUCUUUCGACUUUGAGCAACAAGGGAUAGGAGAAGAGCAGAUUAAAGACAUGAUUUAUCAAGAAGCCUUGGCGUUGAAUCCUGAAUAUGCUUAAGCAUAAGAGAAAUCAGUUCUUCUCUUGCUUCCCUAGUGUGGAUUUUCUUUCUUGGACCAGCCCUCUCAAAGUUUUUGUUCACAGGGUCAGUAGUAGUCCUUUGCAACUUUAAUGUAAGGCAGCCUUCAAUGUUCAGACAUUUUUAUAUACCUUUCUUCUUUAUUUUUUUUGUUAAUUAUGGUGGUGUUCGUGCUAGCUUGUGUGCAUUCGACUAUUCCAUAGGAUAUAUGCCAUCUCCCACCAACAAAAACAUUUAUAUGUCUUCCACUCAUUCUUAUGACUUGUAUCUUGUGUUCUGUUUUCAGCUUAUUGUAGCAACUAUUUUUUGUUUAGUGUAUCAUGUUGUAUUAUGUACAGUAUGUAGAAAAUCUAUCAAGAAUCUAUUUGUCAUUUUGAAGAUUUGAGUGUAAUUUUCUGUGUUCAACUAUUUGUGCAUAAACUACUAUGCUAUUGGAUUGGAGUAGUACUGGUGAGCUAGUGCUGUCGGCAAUACACGUUGUAACUUCUCCACUAAACUAAUAGGAUUAAAUGUACUGAUCUGCUAGGA
Messenger RNA from Solanum stenotomum, 1819 nucleotides. RefSeq names its product mitogen-activated protein kinase 3-like. Gene Ontology annotation, cellular component: cytoplasm; nucleus. Gene Ontology annotation, biological process: protein phosphorylation; intracellular signal transduction. The coding region runs from base 151 to 1272 and encodes 373 amino acids. The transcript is spliced from 6 exons. Lineage: Eukaryota; Viridiplantae; Streptophyta; Magnoliopsida; Solanales; Solanaceae. The record is from RefSeq and is a predicted model, not a curated record. Gene Ontology annotation, molecular function: MAP kinase activity; ATP binding.